AUGUUUCAAUCCGUCGACAACAGUUUCAGCCAUGUACAAAAUGGCCACACUUUGGCGAGUGUUAAUAACCACGUGAACCCUUUGUUUCUCGAUCUAGAAGACGGACAAGAAAGUCGUCGGAAGAAGCAAAAUCGCUUAUACCAGCGUAAGCAUCGACAAAGAUCAAAAGGGUCGAUGCUAUCAAGAAACGCUGAACCUUCCAUAGAACAAGUACAAGAACAAGUCACAAAUGUUCUUUCCACUGUGCCCCCGGGCUCAAUAGAGAAUACCCAUGGCAACGGAGGCAACGCACAAGGACUUGAAAGUCCCAUAAUGGUGACGGAUUUCUCAGUCACUCAAAUGGUCGGGAAUUUCUUGGAGCAUGAUCAAAGGCGACAGGAUUCUUGGUUGGCCUCCUCGGGUCGGGGCUCCUGUCAAGAGUCUGAAUUCCAAAAUUUGCCCACGAAACCUCUUGAGAAAGGAAAUACUCCGUUACAUCAAGCUGUCGCUUAUGGGCAGCUAUCUAUUGUUCGUCUACUUUUGGGUCGAGGUGCAGACCGAAGGUCGGUCAAUACUCUCGGGAAAACGCCGUUGCAUCUCGCAGCCGAGUUGGGUGAUCUUGAGAUGGUACAGAGUCUCAGUAAUGACAGAUAUGUUAUUAAUAUGCAAGAUAAAUGUGGCUCGACGGCAUUACACUUAGCUGCCAUGGCUGGCCAUCACGAAGUGGCUCAAUUAUUACUGGACGGUGGUGCGGAUAUAGAAGCAAGAAUCUGA
Messenger RNA from Penicillium samsonianum, 753 nucleotides. Its product is annotated as ankyrin repeat domain-containing protein. The coding region runs from base 1 to 753 and encodes 250 amino acids. NCBI's taxonomy places the organism in Eukaryota, Fungi, Ascomycota, Eurotiomycetes, Eurotiales, Aspergillaceae. Gene Ontology annotation, cellular component: nucleus. Gene Ontology annotation, molecular function: protein binding; transcription cis-regulatory region binding. The record is from RefSeq and is a predicted model, not a curated record. Gene Ontology annotation, biological process: positive regulation of transcription by RNA polymerase II. The transcript has 4 exons.